GCGUAGACCGCGGGAGGCCGUCCGGCGCUGGGCGCGUGCGCAGUGUGCGCCGCUAUUGUCUUGUUUCCUUCCCUCCUCCUCAGGAGGAGGAGGCGGCGGCGGCUGAGGCAGUGGCGGCUGAGGAGGCUCGUCAGUCCCUUCUCCCCCCUGGAUGAGCCCCGCCGGAGGCCCGAGCCGCCCUCUGGGGCGCGGCGGAGAGAAGAAGCCGAAACAGAAGGAGGAGGAAGAGGAGGAGGAUGCAGCAGUAGAGGCGGAGGCGGCGGAGGAGGCCUGGCCCCGGCCAUGGGCGGCAAGCAGAGCUCCGCGGCGGCGGCAGCGGCGGCUACGGGAGGAGGAGGAGGAGGUCCCGGAGGCCGCGCCAUGGGCCUCCGCAGCCGCUCCGUCAGCUCCGUGAGCGCCGCCGCCGCCAGCGCCGCGGGGGAGGCCUCCUCGACGGCGUCCUCCUCCUCCUCCUCGGCGCCAGGCCCCACGCCUCAGCCUCACCCUUCCUCCUCGGCCUCCGGAGCAGGCCCCGCCCCCUUCUCCCAUGGCAACGGUUUCCAGGAGACCACAGGGGGAGGGGGCGCGCCUGCCCCCCGCGACGGGGUGCUCUACCUGGGCGCGCGCGCCUCCUCCGCCCUCGCCGACGCCCUCCCCAUACACCUCGGCCCAAGGUGGUUCGGCGCCUCGCACGGAGGUUUCAAGUGCCCCAUUUGCUCCAAAUCCGUGGCUUCCGAUGAAAUGGAAAUGCACUUUAUCAUGUGUCUGAGCAAGCCCCGACUCUCCUACAAUGAUGACGUGCUGACCAAGGACGCGGGCGAGUGUGUCAUUUGCCUGGAGGAACUCUUGCAGGGGGACACGAUAGCUCGGCUUCCUUGCCUGUGCAUUUACCACAAAAGUUGUAUAGAUUCUUGGUUUGAAGUGAACAGAUCCUGUCCAGAGCACCCUUCAGAUUGACCAUGGUGAUGCUUGCUGACCUCGCUGAAGGUUGCCCCAUCAGUUGCUCUUCCCAUAUCGAACCCUUUUCCGAAAUGAGCUCUGGGAUGAUGAUAGAAAAAAGGGACGGGGGACAUUGUGAGAACUUCUCUCCUUUGAAAAAGGGCAGAUGAGACACUGCUGCUCCGCCCAAAAAGAAAGAAGUCGCUGGGUUCUUUGGGAGCAAAAAAGGGGGAGCCUGCCAAGAGCCAGAGCCCGGCUGCCAGUUCCCGAGCGCAGCCAUGAUGUUUGUUUGGGCCCUUUCCGGCCGCUAGCCAAACGGAGUCUGGGAGUCGCCGUUCAGCGAGGACUCACACCUUUUCUUUCCAUGUUUGCACUGACCAGGUGAUCCCUUCUCCCCGCUUCUCAUCCUCCUCUCCAUCCAAACAGUGUCCCAUUUGGAAAUGGAAGAGGAGGGUCUUCCCUCUCCGUUUGCACCCCUCUCCCCAAUGUCUCCCGAGGAGGAAAAGGGCCUUUUCCGUCACUUUUUUUGAUGAAGGCGUUGUAGGUUUGUCUUUUCAAGUGUUUACAAAACAAAACAAACAGCCAUUUUUUUCCGUGUCAAAACAAGAUGUGUGUUCCUGGUGAAGUUUACAAGGACUGCGUUCCCUUCGGCCUCCCAGCGUCGACAUCCCGGGCGAUGGGAGACACAGGAUUUCUGAAGACCUUCUCCUCGCCUUUCGCUCUUCAUUUUGCCCUUUCAAUCUCAUUGCCAAAAGCCUCCCCUUCCCCAUUUUUCCUCCCUCUUCGCCUGGGUUCGGACUCUCUCUGCUCUGGGGCAAUUCUGAAGGGCUGUCGCCAUUCACAAGUGUCCUGCUAAGAUGCCUGAACCGCUCUCGGCCCUUUGCGGGAAAGUGGGAAAUGGUGAUUUCUCUUUUUUUUUUUUUCUUAAAAGCAACACACACACUCUCUCUCUCUCACACACACACACCGGUCCACGUUUGAGCACGAAGCAAAGACUGCAUCAGCCAUGGGACAAAUAAAAACCCCUGCAGAUCGCUUCCAUCCAGCAGGAAAGGUGUCUGUAUUUAUAUAGCAAAACAAAGAACUUUGAAAACCACACAAAAAAAACAUUCAAAGCUUGGGAAGGGAAACUUUCCCCUAUUAGUCAAGGUGUUUUGAUAUGGUAUUAAAUAAUGUUCAAUAAAAUAGUCACUGUUAUUUUA
Anolis sagrei ordinatus is the source of this 2120-nucleotide messenger RNA. NCBI's taxonomy places the organism in Eukaryota, Metazoa, Chordata, Lepidosauria, Squamata, Anolidae. The record is from RefSeq and is a predicted model, not a curated record.